This is a messenger RNA of Anthonomus grandis grandis, 3322 nucleotides long. RefSeq lists its product as uncharacterized. The coding region runs from base 1259 to 2581 and encodes 440 amino acids. The record is from RefSeq and is a predicted model, not a curated record. The transcript is spliced from 2 exons. Lineage: Eukaryota; Metazoa; Arthropoda; Insecta; Coleoptera; Curculionidae.
AUUUUUGAUUCACAAAUUAGAUUAAUUUAUUAAGAAUUCUCGUGUUUCUGAUUUAUUUACACAUGUACAUUACUAUCACUUACGAUCACUUAUAACUACUAGAAAUAUUUAUUUUCUUCGUAUUUAUUUACUACUAAUUAUGUCCGAUUUAAAUAUCGCACCAAUAUUUCGAAUUUACUGCACUGAACUGUCAACUAACCUUCAGAGGCAAAGUGGCUCCUUAUAUACUCGGCUGAAUAGAGUUGGGCGAUACGGAUCGUAACUUAAUGAUUCGUAUUAUUCGUACUAAAAUUAAAUCGUAGAUAUGUACAAUUAUGCCGUGACAUACGUAUUGUAUAAAUGUAUAAUAUUCGAUAAAAAUUAGAUACAUGAUUUUUUGAGAAAACGCUCGGACCCAUCGAUUUUUAUUUUAAGUUGCGCAUUAUUUUACAUACAUUUUUGUAUAUAGGGUGGAACAAAAAAAAAGAUAUGACGUCAUCGAUAAUUUUUUUAAAUGAAAUGCUAUAUUUUUUACUGCAUUUAUGAAAUAUAGGCGAAAUUCCACGCAAGUUUUGUAUAACACACCUUAUCUCAAAACUCAACUGUUUCCGAAAUAUUUACAUUUAAAUAACAAGAAAACAAAUAAGUACGUCUAUUUACAAAUUAAGGUAAAAUCGAGGGUAAAAAUAAUGUUAUAAACACUGCACUAACGAAUGUCACUGUCAGUUCGAAAAUUAAUAGAUUUUAUAAGAAUAAAUUAUGGCUAAUUUAACGGAAACCCAAUUAAUUGAAAUUUGGAUGAUGCUAGGGUACGGGGAUCGAGUGCGCACGCAAAAAGAAGUAAGUGAACUGUUUAAUGCCAAAUAUCCAAACCAUCCUAUUUCUCAGUCAACAGUUAGUAAAAUAGAGCACAAAUUCAUAACUUCAGAUCAUGUUAGGGAUUUGCCAAGAUCAGGUCGUCCAAAAAUUUCUGAAGAAACUAAAUUAAACGUUCUGCUCUUCAUCGAAGAAAACCCAAACAAUGCAACUACACAAAUUUCAGUUGAUAAUAAUAUAGCUGGAACGUCAGUAAGAUGCAUCUUAAAAGCAAAUGAAUACCACCCUUAUAAAAUUAGACUAAUGCGGCCUAUAGAUGAUUAAUAUUAUUGCGCAAAAUAUUGCACAAUAAUAUUGCUAGUCGUUCCCAAACAGUGCAAUAUAUUUGUGCAAUAACUAUAUUCAAUAUAUGGCGCAAUAAUUAGUUUUGUUUUCCACUUUGUUGGUAAGAUAUGUAAGAAAAAUGAAUAAGAAAAAAGUAGCUGCUAUUGCCAUUGUUUUGGCAACAUGUUUGAAAAGGAAAAAAAAGACUAGAAGUAAAUGGAUGAAAGAAUGGCUUAAGAAAAGGAACCAGUAUAGUCAUGAAUGUCUAUUAAGGGAAUUAAAAGUUAGUGAACCUGCUGAUUUUAAAAACUUUCUACGAAUGAAUUAUACAACAUUUAGUGAAUUAUUAAAAAUGGUUACACCUGAAAUUGAAAAAAUGAAUACCACUAUGAGAGAUGCUAUUCCUGCUAGUCAGCGAGUGUCAAUCACACUACGAUAUUUAGCUACAGGCAACAGUUUUCAAGAUUUAAAAUUUACCAGUGCCAUAUCUCCACAAUCCAUAGGUGAAAUUGUUAUGGAAACUUGUGUCGCUAUAAUUUACAAGUUAAAGGAUUUUAUAAAGAUUCCAGAGACAGAAGAAGAAUGGAAGGCUGUUGCUAGAGGAUUUGAAAAUCAAUGGAAUUUUCCGAAUUGUUUGGGGGCAGUAGAUGGGAAACACGUGUUUAUUAAGCAACCACCCCACAGCGGUUCAUACUAUUAUAACUAUAAGAAAUUUUUUAGUAUCGUGUUGUUGGCCGUUGUUAAUUCAAAUUAUGAAUUUUUAAUGGUCGAUGCUGGAAUUAAUGGACGAAUAUCUGAUGGAGGUGUUUUGAGUGCCACUGCAUUUAGCAGAGCCUUAUCGGAUAACAAACUUAAAAUUCCAGAACCUACUGUAUUAGAAAAUAGUGAUAAAACACUGCCCUUUGUUUUCAAAGGUAAUAAUGCUUUCGCAUUAACAAAAAAUUUUAUGAAACCUUAUGCACAAACUGGAUUAACUGCAGAACAACGGAUAUUUAAUUACCGCCUAAGUCGUGCUCGAUGUAUUGUAGAGAACACUUUUGGCAUUUUAGUUUCUGUAUUUGGCGUGUUUCAACGACCUAAUGCGCUAAGCCCUGAAAAAGCUCGGAUAAUUACUUUAGCGUGUUGCUAUUUACAUAAUUAUUUAAGAAGGAAACAAUCGAAUACAUACAUUGAUAAAACUACCUUCGAUAUUGAAGAUCAGGAGUCGGGUAAAAUUAUUCAAGGCGCAUGGAGAGUCACUGCACCAACAACAUUAUUGCAGACAUCCCAUUGCCACAAUGUGGGUUCCACUACGUCAUUGUUAGUUAGUAGUGAAUUUAGUUUACUGAUUAAUUGUUUUUUAUCAGCUUCUGGGUAUUUCUCUUUAUAUUUCUGCAACAAUUCAUCAUAUUGUUCAUUUUUCUUAAUCCUGUUGCUGUACUCUUUGCUUUUUGUAUGCCACAAAGCUGGCAAAGAGUGGUAAACCUCGAUGAGUUCUAAAAUAAACGUUCUUCCUUCUUCUUUUGCUUUUGAGCCCAUCGUUGUGUACAGACCAGCACGAAAGAAAAUUUAAACUGAAAUAUUGUAAUAUUGUGCAAUAUUAUCCACAAACGACAUAAUAAAUCUCUAUUGCACAAUAAAAAUCAAACGGAUGAAGCAACUUUUUGUUUAAACGGUGUCGUAAAUCGGCAAAAUUGUCAAUUCUGGUCAGUGUCAAAUCCACACUGGGCAACUGAGGCUCAUACACAGUACCGUAAAUCUAUUAAUGUUUGGGCUAGUAUCGUGGAAAAUAAAGUAAUAGGGCCAUACUUUUUCGAAGAAAACCUAACAGGACAACGCUAUUUGAUUUUUCUUCAAGAAGAUCUUAUCCCUGCUUUGGCUGCCCUAUACCCAGACGAACAAGACCUUGCUGUCCCGACAGAUAAUUUGUGGUUUCAGCAAGAUGGCGCACCGCCACAUUUCUUUCGAGAUAUCCGUAAUUACUCGGAUACAGUGUUCCCAGGAAGGUGGAUAUGACGAAGAGGGCCAAUAAAGUGGCCAGCCAGGUCACCAGACCUAAAUCCCUGCGACUGUUUUCUAUGGGGGUACCUAAAAAGUAAAGUUUAUAUUGAGAACCCAAACAACGUAGAAGAUUUGAAAAAUAGAAUUAGAUAUGAAAUUAGAUGUAUAUCACCCGAAAUAAUUGAUAGUGUUUUACAUGAGUUUGUAAACUGUCUUGCUUUCU